AUGGCCAGCUGCUUGGUAACCGCACUGCUGUUGCUACUGCUGCUAGGAUCGCGGAGCUCUGUAGCACCGAAUCCAUGCGUGGACGCGGCCGACGCGUGCACCGCCGACGAGCGGUGCCAUCGGCUGCGCACCGCGUACGUGGCGCAGUGCUUGGGUCGCGCCGCGCCGGGGGGCUGCCCCCGCGCCCGCUGCCGCCGCGCCCUGCGCCACUUCUUCGCCCGCGGGCCGCCCGCGCUUACCCACGCACUGCUCUUCUGCCCUUGCGGCGGCCCCGCGUGCGCAGAGCGUCGGCGCCAGACCUUCGUGCCCUCCUGCGCUUUCUCAGGGCCUGGCCCAGCGCCACCUUCCUGCCUCGGGCCCUUAGACGCCUGCGAGCACAGCCGGAUCUGCAGGCCCCGCCUCCUAGCCUUCCAGGCCUCCUGCGCGACCACGGCCAGCAGCCCUGACGGCUGCCUCCAAGGCCAGGCCCCCAGCUGCCUGCGCGCCUACGCCGGCCUCGUGGGCACAGCCAUCACGCCCAACUACGUGGACAACGCAAGCGCGCGCGUGGAACCCUGGUGCGACUGCAGAGCCAGCGGAAAUCGGCAUGAGGAGUGCGAAGUCUUCCGGGGGCUCUUUACGAGGAACCGCUGCUUGGAGAGUGCCAUACAGACCUUUGACGGUGGGUGGGCCCCAAUCCUACGUAACCAACUGGACUCCCACCAAGACCCUGAGCAGAGUCUCCUGCAGGUGUCUACUGCAGAUGCACCCCUGGAGGGGAGCUCCCUGCUCUCCAUGCUUCUUGUUCUGGCUCUCCAGUCCCUGUUCUGA
Molecule: messenger RNA, 810 nt
Organism: Rangifer tarandus platyrhynchus (Svalbard reindeer)
Lineage: Eukaryota; Metazoa; Chordata; Mammalia; Artiodactyla; Cervidae
Source: the annotation of a GenBank genome assembly